Molecule: messenger RNA, 885 nt
Organism: Wallemia ichthyophaga EXF-994
Lineage: Eukaryota; Fungi; Basidiomycota; Wallemiomycetes; Wallemiales; Wallemiaceae
Exons: 2
Coding region: 1-885 (294 amino acids)
Molecular function (GO): oxidoreductase activity
Source: RefSeq, a predicted model, not a curated record
AUGUCACAGCCAUUCGAACAAGGUUACAUCCCUCAAAUUAACCGUCAAAACAAGCCCGGCUUGGAAGCCGACAUGCCUUCGAAGCCUGUCAUCGACAGACUUCCAGACGGCCCCUACAAACCAGCUGGCAAGUUGGACGGUCGUGUGGCACUCGUUACUGGCGGUGACAGCGGUAUUGGCCGCUCCACCUGUGUACUCUACGCUCUCGAAGGCGCUGCUGUCGUAUUUACGCACCUUCCCCAGGAAGAAAAGGACGCAAUCGACACCAUCGACCUCAUCAAACAGCGCAAACCAGAUGCUAAAGUGCAUCGCUUCGCUGCUGAUCACAGAGAAGAGCAGGAUUGUGUGAAAUCCGUCGACGAGACCGUGUCCACUUUCGGAAAAAUUGACAUAUUGUUCAAUAACCAUGGCACUCAGACUAUGGUGUACGAUAUACAAGAUAUCUCUCUCGAACAGUGGCACAACACAUUCGCAACUAACAUCCACUCCCUCUUCUACCUCUCCAAAGCUGCACUGAAACACAUGAAACCCCACUCCGGCGCUAAUAUCAUAAACAACGCCUCUGUAAAUGCCUACAUUGGUAGACCAGAUCUGCUCGAUUACACCUCCACUAAAGGGGCUGUAGUCAGUUUCACUAGAGGUCUCGCGAAUCAAUACACCAACAGGGGCAUAAGAGUCAACGCUAUUGCUCCAGGCCCUAUACAGGCUCCGUUGAGAGAGUCUACCAUGCUCGAACCUGCCCAGGAAAGCUUCACUACUCCUCUCGGUCGCCCCGGUGAGAGUGUAGAGAUCGCUUGCGCUGCCGUCUUCCUCGGUUCAAGCGAUUCUAGCUUCAUCACUGGUCAAACUAUUCACGUGAACGGCGGUGGUUUCACUACUAGCUAA